GCAAUAAAUCAAAAUAUAGUAACGACGCCAAGCACCCCGAGACAUGGUGCUCCGCCAACUCUGCUUGUGCGGCCUGUGCAUCUGCCUCCUCCUGGGCGACGCCUUUGGCGCCGGCGGGCAAAUCCCGACGCCGCAAGAUGGCGUCGUCCUCGCCAGCGGUGAUUGCUACAAGACGGCGACGAGUGUGCCGAGUUGGUGCUCGGGAGAGUUCAUCCAGGCGCUCUUCGACGGCGCCAAGAACAUCCACAUCAAAGGCUCCUGCUGCGCGUUGCUCUCCUGCGUCGGCGAAUCGACGUGCGCCUCCGUGCUCCGCGACGUCUGCCCGCCCCCGGCGAAGGGGGUCGAUUGGCCGUGUCCGCCGCACCAGGAUGGCCGUGUGUACUAGGCUAACUAAUAAACUCAGACUACGGAUCCUAGUUCCCGACAUGCAUACAUAUUGCGUACGCCGGACAUCUACUUCUUGUCGUUCGUGGAGGAUGUAUGAUGGAUUCGAACAUAUA
Molecule: messenger RNA, 500 nt
Organism: Lolium perenne
Lineage: Eukaryota; Viridiplantae; Streptophyta; Magnoliopsida; Poales; Poaceae
Source: RefSeq, a predicted model, not a curated record